This is a messenger RNA of Arachis duranensis, 1260 nucleotides long. RefSeq names its product bidirectional sugar transporter N3. The transcript has 6 exons. The record is from RefSeq and is a predicted model, not a curated record. Lineage: Eukaryota; Viridiplantae; Streptophyta; Magnoliopsida; Fabales; Fabaceae. Gene Ontology annotation, biological process: carbohydrate transport. The coding region runs from base 289 to 1167 and encodes 292 amino acids. Gene Ontology annotation, molecular function: sugar transmembrane transporter activity. Gene Ontology annotation, cellular component: membrane.
UGGUUUUGUGCUACGCUACCUACUAAUUAAGAUUAAUCCUUCAUGAAACCUGAAUGACUUCAUUGACACACCCCCCACCUCAAACUAUAAUAUUCUUCCAUUAAUUCCUUUUUUCCCAUUUAUGUGUAUAUAUACCACUUGUUGCUCAACACAAAUUCCUCAUUCCAGUUCAUUCAUCACAACUUUGAGGGGUUGCUUUUGGAAACAAAAAAACCCACCUAAGGUUUUUUUUGCAACCCCCAAAAUCUUGUGCUAAUAGCUUCAAAUUUCUCUCUAGAGAUUGUGGCUAUGACGACCAAUAAUCAUCCCAGUUCUUUGGCCUUUACAUUUGGCAUACUUGGUAACGUGAUAUCGUUCCUGGUGUACUUGGCUCCGCUGCCAACAUUUUACCGGAUAUUCAAGAAGAAAACAACAGAAGGAUUCCAAUCACUACCUUACUUGGUAGCAUUAUUCAGUUGUAUGCUAUGGUUGUACUACGCUUUUCUCAAAACAGAUGCUGUUCUUCUCAUCACUAUUAACUCUGUUGGAUGUGUCAUUGAGAUUAUUUACAUCACCAUCUUCAUAAUCUAUGCUACCAAUGAUGCCAGGAAAUUAACAGUAAAACUAUUUGCUGGAAUGAACAUGGGUUUAUUCGGGGUGAUCCUGUUUGUGACGCAUUUUGCACUAAAUGGUAUUCUCCGAGUUCAAGUUCUUGGAUGGAUUUGUGUCUCCAUUUCGGUCACUGUUUUUGCAGCACCUCUAAGCAUUGUGGCACAGGUUAUAAGAACAAAGAGUGUUCAAUUCAUGCCAUUCAAUUUGUCGUUUUUCCUCACAUUAAGUGCGGUUAUGUGGUUUGCAUAUGGUUUAUUUCUCAGGGAUAUCUGUAUUGCCCUACCAAACGUGUUGGGUUUUGCACUUGGGGUACUUCAGAUGCUGCUAUAUGCCAUAUACAGAAAUGGUGGUGGUGAUGUUGUUGUGAAGACACAAGAGAAGGAGAAGGAGAAAGAUCAGAAAGGAUUGGAUCUGGGAAUUAAGAACAUACUUGUGGUGAAUCCAUUGGGGGGUUGUGAAGUGUUCCCAAUACCAAUAGUGGAUGCUGCAAAGUGUGUUAAUGUUGUUGUUAAUGAUGAUGUCAAUGAUCAACAACUACAACAAGAUCAGAAGAAUCACCACAAAUCACCAGUGUGAUCUGAUCUAUCAGGGAUGUAGUCCAUACUAUACUACUAUGAAAACUUUAUAAUUGUCUUUAUAUAAAAAUAUUUUCUUUUCAUCUUUUGAUAA